Messenger RNA from Chlamydomonas reinhardtii, 1776 nucleotides. RefSeq lists its product as uncharacterized. The transcript has 2 exons. NCBI's taxonomy places the organism in Eukaryota, Viridiplantae, Chlorophyta, Chlorophyceae, Chlamydomonadales, Chlamydomonadaceae. The record is from RefSeq and is a predicted model, not a curated record. The coding region runs from base 761 to 961 and encodes 66 amino acids.
GGGAAAGAAAAUCAUUUACAGGCGGUGCCCAUUGCGAGCAGAUAUGGAAGCGAGCGUUGUCGUGAGGUUCUGGAUUUAGCUUCCGUUUUUGUCGUAAGUUUGCUACGCAAUGCACUUUUGGGUUUGUCUUAUUAGUCUUUAAUUUGUGACAAUUCAAAAUUUCGAAAAACCUUGCAACCGGUCGGACUCAGUGCCGCAACCGCGCGAAUUCCCUACAUCCCGACUCAGCCUAAACACAUGAACACCCCAUUAUUGCUCCUUGACAUACGUUGUGCCUUUGGAUUGGGGCUCAGAGCGGUUCCGCGCCGGACAUGCAGUGGUUGAUUGGCUAACAAAGUCGCGCUCACCAGUCGCGCUCACCAGGACUGAGCAUGUGAACCCGAAAGCUUGCUGAAUGGUGUCAUACAAAUGGCUGCUUCUGAUUCCGGCCUGUCCAGAGCCCUCCUGGUGUGCUGCCCUAGGACGCCCCUACAUGCCGUGUGACAGUUUCAGAUGUUCUUUUCCAUGGCCGAGCCGCCAUGUCUCUACAUCGGGCCCUAGAACACUGCUUGUGCAAGAGUGUGAGCCGGCGCGAGACCCGUGGCCGAGACUCCACCCACAUCCCACCGAGACCCCACAUCCGCACCUGUCUUGCGACCCUUUGCGACCAUGUUCCCACGUGCCUCCCCUUGCCCCGCCGACCGAGAAGCAGCACACCCAGACCGAGAUCUUUUAACGUACUGUACUAGAACUCCUAGUACGCUGUAUUAUUGCGCGUAUUAUGGAGAGAGGGUCGCGUACUAGGCAACCCUGUUGGCGGGUCACGCACCCGGGUGCCUGGCUUGGCUUCGACUCACUUCCGGUAGCUUCCGACUUCCGAGCCGGACCGCCGUACAACUACCUGCUCACACUCGCGCAGCUGCCAACUGCCACGCUACCUCCUGUACGGCUGAGGGGGAUUGGGGUGCCGUACACGAAUUAGUUGGGGGUUAGUCGGAGCUGUCCUAGAACCGCCAUUAUACUAUUUUUUGCCGAGGCCAAUGAGCUAGCACAAGCAAAAAGAAAAGCGUGAUCAUGAGCAGCGACCGCAACUGCUACGUUAAUUACCUUUGACGAGGUAACCGCGCGCCAAGCUGCGCCACGCCGGCGUCCUAACGCUUGUGUAUACGGCUGUCAGAGGCUGGGCUGGCGUAGACUGGCCGCAGACUACCAAGCGAAGGCUGCGAUGCGUUGUGAUAACGCGAACCCCAAGAGACCCACCUGGAACGCAGCCAGGAACGCAGCCAGGCAUCCGCGGUGAGCCAGGAGUAGUACGUAAAUGCAAGGACAAGAGGAAAGAGAACGGCAGAAAGGAGGGUGCAGCAUGGCGGUUGUCAAAACGUUGAGGCCGGCGCAGAAAACAAACCAGGGUGGCUGCCUAGCUGCGGCCGGGCUGACGCGAAGGCUCACUGGCUGCUGUAAAUGGUGAGCCGAGACCGGUAUGAAAGGCUGGUGCCGGCCAGGCGAGUUGGGCAUGAGGUGCCGCUGCAUGGGGACAUGACGCGGUGUAGGCCAUGGGGUAACUGACGGGUGCGGACCGUAGUACGGCUCCCCAUAUGUGUGCGAUGGGACAGUGGUAAGGCAGGUUAGCAUACCACCGCACAGUAUGUGGAUGCUCAGCCGCAGCACGCAGCUAAGAAUGUUGUGGCUAGGAGAUUUCCUGCUGUUUGAUUGAUUGCUGGCUGUGCUUGUGCUCGGCAGCGGGACGUGGCUGGAUGCAUGGCGGGCCGUGCCUGUACGAGCCGGCCCCGACUACGU